AUGUGGACGACGUUCGUGCGCAAGUGCGGGUUGUCCAAGAAGAGGCUGCACCAGGUGCUGUAUCCGCAGGAUAAUGGUCGAAGCGCUCCGGUGGGCGAGUUUCCAAUUGCAGUGGCCGUCUCCGGCGGCGCUGACAGCAUGGCGUUGAUGCUGCUGCUCAGAGAGUACCUGCAGAAGAAUCGCAUUAAGACCUCGCUUUUGGCAGUCACAGUAGACCACCAGCUACGUGCUGAGAGCAACCGAGAAGCGCUGGAGGUUGCCAAGAUCUGUGCCAAGCGUGGCGGCAUCACGCACGUCACGAAGGUGUGCCACUGGUACUCUGAAGACGAAGCAGGAGGGCUGAAGGAUCCGUCGAGACCGGCGAAACCGCGCGAGAGCAAGAUGGAGGAGCAGGCGAGACAGUAUCGAUACGACUUGUUGAAGCAGGUGUGCGAAGAGUAUCGCGUGCGCUGCUUGUUCGUAGCACACAACCUCGGCGACCAACUGGAGACGACGCUUUUCCGCCUCGGACGGGCCAGCGGCGUCAACGGACUCGCAGGCAUUGCGAACCAAGUGCCGUUCUGCUCUCUCGACGAGUCGGCAGGCAAUACAGGUGACAGUAAGCCCGCGGAGGCUGUAACACUUGUCCGACCGCUGCUCUCCGCCACAAAGGACCAGCUGAUAGCAACCUGCGAGCGAUUCCAGCAAACUUGGAUACACGACCCGUCCAAUGAUGACCUUGUGUAUGACCGUGUUCGAAUCCGUCAGGAACUUCAGCGGGUGGAAAGAGAACACGGACCUGACGCCGUGGACUUGUUCUCCAAGUUCCAGCAGACCGCAGAGAAAGCCAAGAAAGAGUUUGCACGAAUCGAGCGCGCUAUGUUUCGGAAGUACACAGUGGCCUGGGAGCCAGACUCGGUGGUCGUACGCAUGGCUGUUUUCCGUGACCCCGCCAUGUUCGAUGAACUGCUCUACCGUUUGCUUUCGAUCAUCAUUUUGCAUGUUGGAGACAAGGACGCGCCCCCGCGACUGGCAUCUGUAGCUCGCCUUGCAGCCGACAUCCAGCGACUAGAAACUGGCAAGCAGAUCACGCUCGGCGGGUGUCGGAAGUCUGCGCCGACGGAGGUGGCGCCCGUGCCCGGGUUCUUCGGCCACGUGGUGAAGCCUGGCCACCCGCUCAAGUGGUCCAAUGAGGUCGAGGACUUCUGCAUGCAGCUCAACUCGGCCGCGCUGGGCGCCGACGCGACCAAGGGCCGCUCCACGCUAUCCGUGGUGGCCAAGACGUCCAAGAUUGCGCUGUGCACGCUGACGCCCGAGGUGGCGGAGCAGUGGAACUUGACGCAGACGUUCACGCCCAUGGACGGCGCCAUCGAGUUCGUGGUGGACGGCCCCAACGCCAUCCAUCUCACGGGCUUCAUCGAGGUGGAAGACGAACAGGACAGCGGCGACGAGCACGACUUCGACGACCUGGGCGACGACGAGGAGGAGAUGAUGGUGUUCGGCGGUGACGACGACUCGAGCGACGACGACGUCGACGAGAACGAGGAAGAGGAGAAGGAGCUCAACGACGAGGCCAAGAAGAACCGCUUCGAGGUGCUCGAGGAGCGUGUUCACAGCGACGCGCCCGAGUCGAAGAAGAAGUCCCCCAAGAAGGAGUCCCCCAAGAAGGAGUCGAAGAAGGAGGCUGCAGCCAAGAAGGCGGCCGCCGCCGCCGCUGAGGCGGAGAAGAAGGCAAAGGAGGAGAAGGAGGCCGAGAAGAAGAAGGCCAAGGCUGCCAAGCAGGCGGAGAAGGAGAAGAAAACCGCCGAGAAGCUGGCUGAGGUGACCGCUAACAUCGCCAAGAGCAAGAAGCGCGCUGCCCCCGCCGAGUCUCUGGAGGUUCCGAAGAAGGCCAAGGUCGCCACCCGUGUGCACAAGGGCGUCACCAUCGAGGACAUCGCUGUGGGCAAAGGCCGCCCCGUGAUGCGUGGCCGUAAGGUGGGCAUCGUCUACCGCGGCCGCCUGACCAACGGCAAGCAGUUUGACGCGACGCAGAACCGCAAGAAGCCGUUCACGUUCCGCCACGGCAUCGGCGACGUCAUCAAGGGCAUGGACAUCGGUAUCGAGGGCAUGCGCGUGGGCAGCAAGCGCACGAUCACCAUCCCGUCCAAGCUCGGCUACGGCCGCGAGGGCUCACCGCCAGUCAUCCCGAGCAACGCCGACCUUAUCUUCGAGAUCGAGGUCGUCAGCGCAUAG
Phytophthora sojae is the source of this 2214-nucleotide messenger RNA. RefSeq lists its product as hypothetical. The transcript is spliced from 7 exons. The record is from RefSeq and is a predicted model, not a curated record. Bases 1 to 2214 code for a protein of 737 amino acids. Gene Ontology annotation, molecular function: ATP binding; ligase activity, forming carbon-nitrogen bonds; peptidyl-prolyl cis-trans isomerase activity. Gene Ontology annotation, biological process: tRNA processing. NCBI's taxonomy places the organism in Eukaryota, Oomycota, Peronosporomycetes, Peronosporales, Peronosporaceae.